AUGCAGCGUUCUCCAUUUGUUUUCGUUGUCACUUUGUUUAUGACCAUUGUUUUGGGCGUCUCUCAAAAUGUAACUUGUGUACCAGGAACGGGUGGGUCAAAAGUUGCGAGGACCAUAGUUGUUGAUCCAUCCGGAAGAGGGAAUUUCAAAACAAUUCAAGGUGCCAUUGACUCCAUUCCAACAAAUAACAACAAUUGGAUCAAAGUUCAAGUCAAUGCAGGCAUCUACAUAGAGCAAGUGAACAUUCCGAUCGAGAAACCAUGUAUUUUUCUCGAAGGAAACGGUCGCGGCCGAACCACAGUUACUGACAACGCCCACCAAGACAGUGCUGAUUGCGCUACAUUUACCUCAACGCCAAGCAAUAUUGUAGUCAGGGGGGUAACCUUCGAGAAUUCAUUUAACCGUCGGUUGAUACAAAAUACCUAUAAUGGAAUCAAAUCACCUGGUGUUCUACCAGCACGUUCAGCACGAAUUUAUGGCGAUAAGUCUGCUUUUUAUGAUUGUGCUUUUUUGGGUGUUCAAGAUACAUUAUGGGAUGUCAGUGGCCGCCAUCACUUCUCUAAUUGCUAUAUUGAAGGAUCGGUAGAUUUUAUAUAUGGUGCUGGCCAAUCUUUUUAUGAGGGUUGUUCAAUAAAUGUUACCAGUGAAGGUUUUAUAACAGCUCAAGGCAAGGAGUUUCCUGAUGAUACCAAUGGUUUUGUAUUUUCUCGUUGCUAUGUUACUGGAGUUAAGGGUGUUAAAGCUUACCUUGGAAGGGCUUACAGAGGAUAUUCAACAGUAAUAUAUCACAACGUAUAUUUAUCUAACAUUGUACGGCCUGAAGGUUGGUUUGCUUGGAAUUAUGUGGGGCAUGAGGGUAAUAUAACCUAUGUGGAGGCUGAUUGUAAAGGGCCAGGAGCAAACACUUUGAAUCGUGUGAAAUGGGAAAAGAAUUUUACAAUACAACAACUCAGUCGAUUCUCAAAGUCAUCAUUCAUUGAUCAAGAUGGCUGGCUUGCCAAACUGCCUCUUUGA
Populus euphratica (Euphrates poplar) is the source of this 1014-nucleotide messenger RNA. Its product is annotated as probable pectinesterase 29. Lineage: Eukaryota; Viridiplantae; Streptophyta; Magnoliopsida; Malpighiales; Salicaceae. The transcript is spliced from 5 exons. The coding region runs from base 1 to 1014 and encodes 337 amino acids. Gene Ontology annotation, biological process: cell wall modification; pectin catabolic process. The record is from RefSeq and is a predicted model, not a curated record. Gene Ontology annotation, molecular function: pectinesterase activity.